Messenger RNA from Betta splendens (Siamese fighting fish), 4496 nucleotides. RefSeq names its product HNF1 homeobox a (gene hnf1a). Gene Ontology annotation, cellular component: nucleus. Gene Ontology annotation, biological process: liver development; pancreas development; insulin secretion. Lineage: Eukaryota; Metazoa; Chordata; Actinopteri; Anabantiformes; Osphronemidae. Gene Ontology annotation, molecular function: DNA-binding transcription factor activity, RNA polymerase II-specific; RNA polymerase II cis-regulatory region sequence-specific DNA binding. The record is from RefSeq and is a predicted model, not a curated record.
GUAACACGAGCUCCACACAAAAAGGUGCUGAUAGGCUGAACCUGAGAAUGGUAUAAGGUGAUCCAGGCAGAGAAAGUGAGCAUUUUACACAGAAAGAGAGAGAAAAAAGAUAAAGGGUUAUAUUAACUCUCAAAGGCUUUCCCCCAUUCAGUUUGGCCUUUUUCUUUCCCAGUCCAGUUCCAAUUUAUCAGCCCAGCCAGCGUUCUUUGAGGAAAAACAGGACGGUAGAUCAAAGACAGAGAAAUCCUGAAUUUGCAGAAGUUUGGGUGAAAAGAUCCACUAUCAAACGCAGAGUUUGACACCUGGUAAAAAAGUUUAGGUUAUUUAUUUACAUUUCGGUAAAGCAUUAAUGUCAGUGAAUUGUGUGAUGUUUACACUACAGGAUUAAGGUGCAAAAUUGAGAAAAAAUGAAGAAAAUCAGAGUACAAGAAGAUGAACAUGUUCAACAGGUGAGAAAAUAAUAAUGACAAAUACCCGAUCAAUGAAGCAGUGACGAAGGACACUUGGCUAAACCACACAAGUAAAAGUGUUUGUCAUAUACAGUAAAAGUAAUAUAAAAUAGAUCUUAUAUAACAUUCUAAUAUAACUUGCAUAAUAUUUUAAUAUUCUCUUCUUUUAGUUGCGACCCUGUUAAUUUAGUUUGAUUUAGGGUUAGGGUUAAAUUUCUGCAAACCAAUGUAAUCACACUGUAAUGUGUUUUUGUAAAUUAGAAUAAUAAUCUAUUGGUUUUACCACUGCAGUUUUUGUGUAUAUACAUAAAAAUACGCAUGCUUUCACACAUAUAGAAGCAAAUAGUAAUUAGUUUCAAAGACAACUUCCAUUAAGAUCACCUCCUCUCUUACUCUCUGUGCUCUGUGUCAUGCGCAGCACAGAAAACACGUUCAGUGACGUCCCAAAGCGGGAUAAUCUACAGGUGGCACGACUGCGCCCUCUAGUGGCACUCCUGGCAGGUCAAGCCCUGCUCUUCCUCCUUUAAUCUAAUACUAUUCUGUUUCUGUGAGUUUGAAGCCUGGCUAACAGUAAAAACUACAGGAUGAUGAUGACGUUCAAAGGAUAGGUUUCAAUGGUUUAAAAAGAACAGGCUCCUGAUUUAUAACUAGUCCAUAUCUCUAUGGAAUCACAAAUGUGCCCUAAAACAUUUCUCUCCUGUGUUUUUUGUCUGUGCUUUUAGAGGUGAGUCCUGUUCCCUGUAGCUCGUCACAGUUCCAUCCCCUAAGUUUUGUUUAUUGUUUUUAACCUGAACUUUGGCCAGUGUUGGGGACUGAGGGAGAGGGGACAAAGUUCACAGGGCGCAUGUGAGGAGGAGGGGGUGAAGAGGAGGACGAUAAAAAAAGAAAAGAAAAUUGACCUUUGAAAGCAAAAGAGCAGGUGGAGAGCUAAAACCAGGCAGCUCAGCAGACGCCGCACAGGAAAAUGAAAGUACCCGUGUAGUUCACCUGGACUGGGGCUGUAGAUAUAAUGAGGCCCGACGCCGGCUGACUGGCCAUCAUUCGAGUGUAGAAGUGCACACGAUAGCAGUGUUUGUUUGCGAGGCGGCAGCGAGGUAAGGCAUCGGAAUAAUGGAGGGAGCGGAGAGGAGCGGGGCAGGCAAAGCCAGGCCCAGCCGCCUGACCGCCCUACAGGAGCAGCUGAUCUGGGCCCUGCUGGGCUCGGGACUGUCCCGGGACAUCCUGGUCCAAGCCGUGGGGGACCUGGAGCGAGACCGGGCCAGCGCCGCCGCCGAGAAAGGAGACAGGGCGGACGGAGAGAGCUCCGAGGAGGGAGAAAUGGAGUCCCCGCCACCCAUCUUUCGGGACAUAGAGAAGCUUCCCCCGGAGGAGGCGGCGAAGAUGAGAGCCGAGGUCGACCAGCUGCUGCAGGAGGACCCCUGGCAAGUUGCAAAAAUGGUCAAAAGCUACAUGCAGCAGCACAACCUCCCUCAGCGGGAGGUGGUGGAGUCCACGGGACUCAACCAGUCCCACCUCUCCCAGCACCUCAACAAAGGCACGCCCAUGAAGAACCAGAAGAGGGCCGCUCUGUACAGCUGGUACGUGAAGAAGCAGAGUGAGAUCAGCCAACGUGAGUACGCAAGCAGCCGCGAGCCGGCUGCCGACGCCCCCGACGAGAGUUCACGUGACCAAAACCUACAGAACCGCCUCAUUUCAGAGUUCACCAACGCCAAACACGGCCUUGCAUCCGUGGAGGAGCAUGGGGAGGAGACCAAGAAGGGACGGAGGAACAGGUUCAAGUGGGGGCCGGCGUCCCUGCAAAUCCUCUUCCACGCCUAUGAAAGGCAGAAGAACCCCAGCAAGGAGGAGAGGGAGGGCCUGGUGGAGGACUGUAACCGGGCCGAGUGCAUCCAGAGGGGGGUGUCUCCUUCCCAGCUUGCCGGGCUCGGCUCCAACCUGGUCACCGAGGUCCGCGUCUACAACUGGUUCGCCAACCGCCGCAAGGAGGAGGCCUUCCGCCACAAACUGGCCCUGGACGCGCCCUUCCCCAACCAGUCUGCCGCCGCCUCCAACGCCAACCUGGCGCCGAGCCCCGAGCACGAUAUAAAAUACAGCCAGCACGUCACGUGCGACGCCAUGAGCUCGGCCCGAGGGAGCGGAGGGGAGAGGCUGAGCCGGCUCGUGGUCAGUCCCGUCCAGCUGGAGCCCAGCCACACACUCCUCGAGACCCAUAACCCCAAGCCAGUGUCCAGCGGCGGCCCGCUGCCCCCCGUCAGCACCCUGACCUCCCUGCACAGCCUGUCCGCCUCUCCCGCGUCCUCCCAGGGCCUCAUCAUGGCCUCGCUGCCCAGCGUCAUGAGCCUGGGCGAGUCCUCGCUCCUCAUCGGGGGCGGUUUCACCACUCUGCAGCCCAUCUCCUUCCAGCAGCAGCUCCACGCCGCCCCCCAGCAGCCGAUAUCGCAGCAGCUGGGCGGCCACGUGGGCGCCAGUCCUUUCAUGGCAACCAUGGCGCAGCUGCCGUGUCACAUGUACAACAAGUUGGAUUCCCCUCAGUACCAUUCAUCCGGUUUGCUGUCCCAGGCCAUGGUCAUCACAGACAGCAGCAGUCUGGGAACCCUGACCAGCCUCGCUGCCGUCAGACAGAUUCUAGCAGCAGAUCCUGAGGAAGAGACGAACUCCCAUACACCCAUACAGGAAGAUUCCCUACAUUUGCAACCACACACGCCUGUGCCAGCUUCCUCUGAAAGCCUGGAGCUGUAUCCUCCCUCUCAGACGACAGAAAGCCACCAGUCUCACUUCCUCACACCUUCGCCGACGGACAUCAGCUCGUACAUCCCUGCACAGAUGGUGUCGACUGCACAGUAGAAGAACCCGAGCAACGCUGGGUGUCCUCACCACCAGCUGAACUCAGGAGGGUUGAAAUCUGGCGUAGAUUCCCAAGACACUUGGCAUCAGAGGCCAUGGAGACAAUUCAGCCCCCAAUAUGAACAAGGAUCAACAGUUGAUUCACUUUUAAUUCAACAGAAAAUCUAUGUAAAUUAACACUAUUGUUUUAAAAAAGGUUUUUCCAGAAAGUGUAAAAUCCACUUAUUGAGUGGUGGGAACUGCAGUUUUUAGCUGACUGGCCUUAAGCUUUCAUCAUUCAUGACACAUUUGAGUAUAUUAUCGUUGAACUAUACAAUAUUUCAAGAAUAAACAAUAUCAUUAAAUAGUAUAUAUAUAUUUUUUAAUGAAAAAUGGUGUCCUCAAAUAGCUCAAAAACCAAACUUCAAGCUUGAGAGUGAAAAAAGUGGACAAACACCUAAUAAAUGUCAACGUCAGAGUCAGUCACAGGAUAUUGAAGCUUCCAGAAAUUAAGCUUCUUCCUCUGCGUUUUCUUUUCGCUUCUUCUUCUUUUUCCGUUUUGCUUUGACCUGUGUGUGCUCCUGCUCUGGGCUCCCGUGCUCCCCAUUGCUUUGACUGUUAAGAGAUGAAUCCAGCGGCGCAGCGUCUUCUCUGUUAGGUUUCCUUCUUUUCUUCUUCUUCUUUUUAACAGCGCGACUCUCCUCUCCCUCCUUUGGCGCCGUCGUCUCUGAGCAGGAGGCCUCUGCAGCGGUAGCAGUCUGAGUCGGCAGCGGCAGGAGAUCUUUGAGGGACACUGCUGCCUCUCGCAGCCGACUUUCCAUCUCACUGUCACUGUCACUAUGCGAGGAUAAAAGAAAUAGAAAUAUCAUGUUAUAACUAGAGGGGUAGAAAUUAAUCAACGUUACAUGAAGUAAAUAGACAUAUAGAAACAUAUGCAACCUUGAGCUGGGAACAGGCCGACGCCUCACAGGGGCUGGAGGAUCCUCUACAGUCGUUCCUGGGAUUGAUGUUGAAAACAGACGAAAUCCUAGGAGAAGCAAACGUUAACCCGCCUCCCAUUCAAAGCAGUGAGGCCAAAUUAUCAUAAAAAAACCACAACAAACUUUACCCUCAUCAUCAUCAUCAUCAUCAUCACAUGCUGUUGAUUCCACGCGUGAUGUGGUUUUACACUGCAGCUCUGUAAUGCAACUGACAGUAACAUAAAAUAAAUGUAGUGGAAACAUG